AUAUAAAUAUUUGUUGACAAAUUUAUGCAUAAUGGGUGAUAAAAUUACAGAAAAAGAAAAAGAUAACAAGUCGAAUCCAUGGCUGGAUGCACAUUAUAAUCCAGUGGCUUCACUUUAUACAUUUACAUCAUGUAUUGCUUUAGCAGACUUGCAUGCUGAUGGAGAAAAUAAGUUAGUUGUUGCUGAUCUCGGAACAGGGACUUAUAAUAUGAAGCUUAAAGUUUAUAAAGGAACAUCUUUAAUGACAGAAAGCUCUAUUAUUGACCUUCCUACUGCUGUGGUUACAUUUCAUAUGGAUAUGAAUGAACCAAAAACACCAGCUAUUGCUGUUGCCAGUGGACCUUUUAUCUAUAUCUACAAAAAUUUACGGCCAUACUUCAAAUUUUCAUUACCAUUAGAAGAGGUGAAUCCGGUGGAAAAUGACAUAUGGAAUCAAGCCAAAGAGGAUAGAAUCAAUGUUAGUGUCAUGAGAGAUAUGCUUUCGUCUUUGCGAGAGGAGCUUGGUGUGUCGGUACUUACUGUUCGAUCUUUAAAAUUUCUACAAUUACCUCCAGAAGAAGUUGAACCGUUUGCAGCAGUCCACAAGCACACACCUUUGAAAAAACAGUCUGUUGUAACAUGUAUGGAUACAUUACGCAAAACUUCGAAUGAUGAAGGCAGUAUUAGCUGUCUGGUUGUUGGUGCAGAAAACAAGGAUAUCUGUAUUCUUGAUCCUGAAGCUUUCACUGUCCUUAGUAAGGUGUCCAUUCCCAGUGUUCCUGUCUUCAUGGCUGUUUCUGGUUUGUUUGAUGUUGACUACAGAAUCAUGAUUGCUUGUAGAAACUCAAAGAUAUACCAUUUGAAAAAAGGAAACGAUCCUGCAAGAUUAGUUGUCGAGCUUCCGUCCCCUAUUGUUGGAUUGGAAAGAGUUGGGAAAAAUAUUGUUGUUGGGUGUAUGGAUCAGACGAUAACAAGUUUUUCUUCCAAGGGCAAAAAGCUAUGGGCUGUACAUCUUCCAGAUAUCAUUACUACUAUGACGUUGCUCAAUCAUAAAGCUAAGGGAUAUAAAGCAUUGCUUGUUGCUUUAAAUAAUGGAGAAGUACGCGUCUAUAGAGACAAAUCACUGUGCAAUGUCAUAAAUGCUCAGGAUGUUGUUACUGGUAUGAGAUACGGAAGGUUUGGUCGUGAAGAUGGCGCUUUAGUAAUGGCUACAAAAGGUGGUGGAUUGAUUGUUAAGAUUUUAAAACGAACAGCUCAAUUUGAGAAUAUGCACAUGGGCAGUGGUGUUCCAGCCGCUCAACUUGCUAAAAUAAACGUUCCAAGAAAAACGAAAUUAUUUGUUGAUCAAGCGUUGCGCGAAAGAGAACAUUCGCAAGCUAUGCAUCAAGUUUUUCAGACCGAUUUGUUUAAGCUGCGACUUAACACAGCACGGUCUUUUGUGAAAACACUUGAAACAAGAAUGAAUCCAAUCUCAUCAACACUUGAUGAUCCUUUAAAGCUAUCAGCACAGGUUCUUGGUUUGGGACCGACCUUUCAAAUUAUGAUUUUACUAUCAAACACAUCUGCUGAUAUACCUUCCAAAGAUUUGCUCAUCACAUUCUCAGCUGAUAAUGCCUUGUAUAAAAUACAACAUCCAGUUAUCGAGGUACCGUUCGUUCUUCCUGGCGGCGUUUUUAACUACAACACACUUGUAGAAGCGAUCAGCGAUAAAGGAAUAGCUGAUAAAAUCAAAGUGUAUCUUCUUCAUAAAGAACAAUCUAUCCCAAUCAUCACAGCCAUUAUAAGUAUGCCAGUCAGCGAAGGUAUUAUUAUGGAGUAGCAGGCUCUCCGUUACAGAGAUGUAACAUGCUCUCCAUCACGGACAUGCAUCACGGACAUCACGUAAAAGCUGGAUACGUUUGUUUUAAAAUUUCAAAUUUUGAUACAGGGUUUGAUACACUAGAAGAAUUUUUACGUGAGUGCCUUAAACCCUCCGCCGCUGUUAUCUUUAUGGAUUUAGAAAUUUUGGAAUAAACUUGCGCAAUAACAAUUUAGGAAACAAGUUGCAAUUAAGCGAGCAACUUUUUACAUUAAAUAUGCUAACACUAAGUUGAAUUUUGCGACCGCGAAACCUUCUUGUCUUGAUGUUUUGUUUUCAACGUGGUUUUAGCCAGUGACAAAUAGUUUACCGUUUUUCGGGGAAAUCUUUAGGAGAGUCUAUAGUGCAAGUUUUUUAUUUUAUGAAACUUUAUUUAUUUGUAAAUAUUUGUAAAAAUUGGAUGUU
Molecule: messenger RNA, 2242 nt
Organism: Hydractinia symbiolongicarpus
Lineage: Eukaryota; Metazoa; Cnidaria; Hydrozoa; Anthoathecata; Hydractiniidae
Product: Bardet-Biedl syndrome 1 protein homolog
Exons: 22
Coding region: 32-1798 (588 amino acids)
Biological process (GO): protein localization to cilium; non-motile cilium assembly
Cellular component (GO): centrosome; axoneme; BBSome
Molecular function (GO): smoothened binding; patched binding
Source: RefSeq, a predicted model, not a curated record